Messenger RNA from Electrophorus electricus (electric eel), 1538 nucleotides. RefSeq lists its product as uncharacterized. Lineage: Eukaryota; Metazoa; Chordata; Actinopteri; Gymnotiformes; Gymnotidae. The record is from RefSeq and is a predicted model, not a curated record. Gene Ontology annotation, biological process: Golgi to plasma membrane protein transport. Gene Ontology annotation, cellular component: plasma membrane.
GAAGCGCAAACAAGGAAGCGCAAACUAAUUUAGAGCGGACUUUGACCGACACAGUUCUAUCAUCGUUCAUCGCUCUACAUUUUCACAUUUAAAUAUAGUGGAAGUAUUGUAGUAUUAAAAAUGGAGAGCAAACUGGGGGCUACUCGGAGGGAGGUGGAAGAGGUGAAGGACAUCAUGCUGGACAAUAUAAAUAAAGAAGAUGAGCGGAAAGAAAAAGUGGAGGAUCUCGAACAGCGUGCCGCACAGUUACUGAAUAAAGCACAGUCAUUCAGGAAAUUGACCAAGCAGGUGAAACAGAAGAAGCAGAAGGAGAAUCUGAAGAGCAAAGCUGGACUGAUAGCUGUGGUGACACUGCUGGCGGUGGUGAUCAUCAUCGUGGUUGCUGUCAUGCUUAGCCGCAACAGUCAAUCCAAUGGCACCUUCACUACAGAACAUCCAUAGCAUUCUGCCAUGGAUUAGUACAUUGAGGACAAGCAGAAUGUUGUUUCUGUCAUUGAUGCUUCAGGGUGGUAACAGAAUUGGGUGGUGGGGUAGUGUUUGGCUUUGAUACUGUCUGCUCAUCAGGAAGUGAUGAGGUGGAAUUACUAGCAUACAGAUUCGUUUGAUUUAUGAAUUGCUGCACUGAAAAAACCCAAAUAUAACAAAGUGUUCAGGGUUCCUUUCUUUUUUAGGGAGGUGGACAAAGGAGCAUACAUUGUAAAAAGCAGAUAGGCUUAUAACACUCCAUUGUAGAAUCCUGAUGUAUAGAAACUCUCUGAUUCAAUCUUGCAAUUUUUCACAGGUGCAGGAAGCACAAUUAACAGCAAGAAGAUGAAAUACUACGUUUUGACUUUUAUAAGAUAAUUCUGUAUUUCUCUUUAACUGGAUUAUUACAAUAAUUCUGAAAAUUCUUUUAUGUUACAUUAAGGGUUCCUGGGCUUUUAAACUAAGAGUUGAAAUGGACCCCAUGAGCUCUGUAAAGUUAACAUUAAAACUAAUUGAGCUGAGUGUUUAUAUUUUGGGAAGUUACAUUUACAUCUUGUUUAAGAGCUAUAUUUGUUAAUAUUUAUUAGGCUAAAUCAGUCUACAAAGGCUUGUUCAUGCAAAUAAAGAUGAACGUUUCCCCUCCAGUUUGGAGCACAAUUAGAACAUUUCUAAUACAGAUCAAGUGACCCCAAUUUAAAUUAAAUGAACCUUGAUGUCAGAGUGAGUUUGGCAAAAAUGCCUAUAAUGCCAAAUUGGUUUUGAUAAAUUGAUAAACUUCAAGAACUUGUGCAACAACAAUUUUUAUGCUGAAUUAAAAAUGUAUUGUUUCACAGUGUCAGGUCUGCAGCCUCCAGUGUGCCUCCUGAAGACUACAUUCCCCAUAAUACUCUUGUGUUCCCAAUCCACAGUCUAUUUAUUUUACUCAUGUCUCCUAUUCCCUAAUAUGUCUGUGUGUUUAAGCUCCUCAGUUUGUAUUGUUCUUUGUGAAAGUCUUGCUCUACCUAGCAUUUGUGUUUCCAGUGCAUUUCUGUGUAGUUUUGGCAUGCCUCUAGCCUGCCCCAUUGUUUAUUAUA